This is a messenger RNA of Trichoderma aggressivum f. europaeum, 1902 nucleotides long. RefSeq lists its product as uncharacterized. Gene Ontology annotation, cellular component: cytoplasm; nucleus. Gene Ontology annotation, molecular function: nucleic acid binding; 3'-5' exonuclease activity. The coding region runs from base 1 to 1902 and encodes 633 amino acids. Lineage: Eukaryota; Fungi; Ascomycota; Sordariomycetes; Hypocreales; Hypocreaceae. Gene Ontology annotation, biological process: nucleobase-containing compound metabolic process. The transcript has 2 exons. The record is from RefSeq and is a predicted model, not a curated record.
AUGAGCUACCACCAUUCGAGCCAGCUCUGGAGCUCCCAGUUCGGCGUGCGCUUUGGAGCACUUGCAAACGUGCGCCAGGAACCAACAUCUUCCACGUCUCUUCAUACUUCUACCCUGGGCGGUGAUGAGAUCCGUACCGACAGCCCUGUAAAUCCAGCCGAAAUCGGCCUAUACACGACGGAUGUUGCCCAAGAUCCGUUGCCUUCGUUUCCACGCUCAAGAAGUCCUCGGCGAGCGCCCAUUGCUCUCCCUCUCCCGCCACGCCCAACAGACGCUCAACGACCACCCAUCGCUCUCCCAGAUCCAAAUGUCGCAACCAGCUCAAAAGACGCGAGCUCAAAAGAGAGCGCCGCGGCUCCUGCCGCUGACAAGAAGAAGAUUGUCGUCGAGCCACCGUCGACUUCACUAGAGUUCAGCAUCUCCAAGAAGGAGUUUCUUGCUGCCCGCGCUGCCAUCCCUGGCACUCCCGAGGCUCACUGGUCAUAUGCCAUGUACCACCGAGCUGGCGAGAAUGGAAAGGUCGAUAAUGUCAAGGUCCAUUAUUGUGAAAAUAAGGCUACCACGGAGCGGGUCUGUAACGAGUAUUUCCUAAACGAAGAUGUCAUCGGCCUUGACCUGGAGUGGAUGAAGUUCGCAAGGCGGACGGACGGGCCGCGGCAAAACGUCUCUCUAAUCCAGAUUGCAAGCCCUAGCCGCAUUGCCUUGAUCCAUGUCGCAGUGUUCACAGAGAAGGAGGACUUUCUAGGGCCGUCUUUCCGCAGGAUAAUGGAGAAUCCCAACGUGAGCAAAGUCGGCGUCAACAUCAUACCGGAUUGCACGCGCCUCAAAAACCACCUCGGCGUCACUGUUCGGGGCGUCUUUGAGUUGAGCCAUCUCUACAGGGUCGUCAAGUAUCUGCCACAGACGCCUAACCUGGUCCACAAAGGGCUGGUAGCACUGGCUACCCAAGUUGAAGACCAAUUACUGCUUCCUUUAUACAAGGGAGAUGCAGUCCGAACCGGAAAUUGGAUGAGACGGCUCAGCUCGCAACAAAUCAACUAUGCUGCGUCGGAUGCCUAUGCCGGCCUUCAGCUUUACUACGUGCUAGAGGAGAAACGAAAGGCCCUCGUGCCUUGCCCUCCUAGACCGCAUCAUGCGGAACUGCGGCUUCCUAUUCCACUUCCAGCUCCUCCAGCUGUUGAGAAAAAAGAAGAUGAAGAUGCUACUGUAGUGGACCAGACAACGACAACAACAACAACAACGACAAUAACAACAGCAGCAACAGCAACAGCAACAACAACUUUUGUAAAUACAACGGCUUCCGCAUAUAAACGCAGAACCUACAAGCCUAGAGAUCCUAAGCCGGAAGACCCCAAUCCUAUAGACUCCAAGCCCAAAAGGGAACUACCAAACACUCCUUCAUCAAAACUUCCAGCCUCGGAAGCUUCAGCAUCGGGUGAUUCAGCCCCAACGGUCCCCAAGGCCAAAAGACAACGCCCGCCAAAACCCCCCGACACUAGAGACGCGCGGGUCAUUGCAGCCGAAGCUGAGAUGAAGGCGUACAACGAUGCGUACACUGCCGCCAACUCGACCUGGCCCGCCACCACCCCGGUCCGCAUCAGGGCGUACUACAUCUGGUACCGGAAUGAGGAUCUUUGCCCUGCCGAUAUCGCUGCGCUCUUGCGAGAUCCGCCGCUGCUGACCAGCACCGUUGCCUCGUAUAUCGUAGAUGCGAUACAGACCGAGAAGUUUCCUUAUCCGUUGGUCAGGCUACAUAAAGAAGUGGUGUGCCACAUAGACCCCGAGAAGCCGUACAUGCUCAAAUACAAGUCGUUUUGCGAGGAGUGUUCAAAGGCGGUCAAGCUGAACGGAGAUGACGAGGAAACGAAGCAAACGGAAGCGAAACCAGACGUACAGAUAUAG